Messenger RNA from Rattus rattus (black rat), 3553 nucleotides. It is a transcript of the gene Osbpl6, whose product is annotated as oxysterol binding protein like 6. Bases 54 to 2957 code for a protein of 967 amino acids. Lineage: Eukaryota; Metazoa; Chordata; Mammalia; Rodentia; Muridae. Gene Ontology annotation, molecular function: cholesterol binding. The transcript has 25 exons. Gene Ontology annotation, cellular component: perinuclear endoplasmic reticulum; intracellular membrane-bounded organelle; cytosol. The record is from RefSeq and is a predicted model, not a curated record.
UGGAAGGAGGAUUGGGAUGAUCUCACGUGCACAUCCCUAGACUAAUUGCAACCAUGAGUUCAGACGAGAAGGGCAUAUCCCCUGCUCAUAAAACAUCCACUCCGACCCAUAGAAGUGCCUUGUCGUCAACAUCUUCUCAGAGGGAAAGCAGACAGAGCAUCCACGUUCUGGAGAGAACUGCUUCAUCCAGCACGGAGCCCUCCAUCAGUCGGCAGCUGCUAGAGCCGGAGCCCAUCCCCCUCUCCAAGGAAGCUGACAGCUGGGAAAUUAUAGAAGGGCUGAAAAUAGGCCAAACCAAUGUCCAGAAACCAGACAGGCACGAGGGAUUUAUGCUGAAGAAGAGAAAAUGGCCUUUAAAGGGCUGGCACAAGCGCCUCUUUGUCCUGGAUAAUGGAAUGUUGAAGUAUUCAAAGGCGCCACUUGACAUCCAAAAAGGGAAAGUCCACGGGAGCAUAGAUGUAGGACUGUCUGUCAUGUCGAUUAAAAAGAAGGCUCGGAGAAUAGACCUCGACACAGAGGAGCACAUCUAUCAUUUGAAGGUGAAAUCCCAGGACUGGUUUGAUGCCUGGGUCUCCAAACUGCGCCAUCACAGGUUGUACCGUCAGAAUGAAAUCGUGAGGUCGCCGAGAGACGCCAGUUUCCACAUAUUUCCUGCAACGUCAACAGCCGAGUCCUCCCCAGCCGCUAAUGUCUCUGUCGUGGAUGGAAAGAUGCAGCCUAGCAGCUUCCCAUGGCAGUCCCCCUUACCAUGCAGUAACAGCCUCCCUGCGACCUGCACGACCGGGCAGAGUAAGGUGGCAGCCUGGCUGCAGGACUCAGAAGAAAUGGACCGGUGUGCGGAAGAUCUUGCACAUUGCCAGUCAAACCUUGUGGAACUUAGCAAGCUCCUGCAGAACCUGGAGAUACUUCAGAGAACUCAGUCGGCUCCUAACUUCACCGACAUGCAGGCUAACUGUGUAGAUAUUUCAAAGAAAGACAAGCGGGUCACAAGACGCUGGAGGACAAAAAGUGUCAGCAAAGAUACAAAAAUACAACUGCAGGAAGGGCCGCCUGCGAAGGGCCAGUUCAACGCAACUCGGCGCCGGCAGAGGCUAGCGGCAGCGGUGGCUACAACAGUUCCUUUCAGCGCCACCAUGUCACCCGUGCGUCUGCACUCCUCCAACCCCAACCUUUGUGCGGACAUUGAGUUUCAGACCCCUCCUAGCCACCUCACCGACCCUCUGGAAGGUUCCACGGAUUAUACCAAGCUACAAGAAGAAUUUUGUCUAAUUGCACAGAAAGUGCAUUCUCUUCUGAAGUCUGCGUUUAACAGCAUAGCUAUAGAGAAGGAAAAGCUGAAGCAGAUGGUUUCAGAGCAAGAUCACAACAAAGGCCACAGCACACAGAUGGCCAGGCUCCGACAGUCGCUGUCCCAGAGUGAAGGAGCCGGCAAAUCCUGGGCGCUUAACCAGAACGCUGAGCUCCGGAGUCGGCUGAACAGAAUACACUCGGAGUCUACCAUUUGUGAUCACGUUGUCAGUGUAAAUAUUAUCCCUAGCCCUGAUGAGCCUGGUGAGCAGAUCCAUGUCAACCUCCCCCUGUCACAGCAGGUGGUCAACGAGAGCCGCCUCUCCAUGUCGGAAUCCGUGUCAGAGUUCUUCGAUGCCCAAGAGGUGCUCCUGUCUGCAAGUUCAUCGGAGAAUGAGGCUUCCGAUGACGAGUCCUACAUCAGCGACGUGAGUGACAACAUAUCUGAGGACAACACCAGUGUCGCCGACAACAUUUCUCGGCAAAUCCUGAAUGGGGAGCUCACAGGAGGCGCCUUCCGCAAUGGCCGUCGAACCUGCCUGCCUGCUCCUUGCCCGGACACUAGUAACAUUAACCUGUGGAAUAUCUUGAGGAACAACAUUGGCAAAGACCUGUCCAAAGUCUCCAUGCCCGUGGAGCUCAAUGAGCCACUCAACACUCUGCAGCACCUCUGUGAGGAAAUGGAGUACAGUGAGCUCCUGGACAAAGCCUCGGAGACCGACGACCCCUAUGAGAGGAUGGUUCUCGUCGCUGCCUUUGCAGUCUCAGGGUACUGUUCCACCUACUUCAGAGCAGGAAGCAAGCCAUUCAAUCCGGUCCUGGGGGAGACCUAUGAGUGCAUAAGAGAAGAUAAGGGGUUUCGGUUCUUCUCGGAACAAGUUAGCCAUCAUCCACCCAUUUCUGCCUGUCACUGUGAAUCCAAGAACUUCGUGUUUUGGCAAGAUAUCAGAUGGAAAAAUAAAUUCUGGGGAAAGUCAAUGGAGAUCCUGCCCGUCGGAACCCUGAAUGUCAUGCUUCCAAAGUACGGAGAUUACUAUGUGUGGAAUAAAGUCACCACGUGUAUACAUAACAUCCUCAGUGGGAGGAGAUGGAUCGAGCAUUACGGCGAAGUAACCAUUAGAAAUACCAAAAGCAGUGUUUGCAUUUGCAAGCUCACAUUCGUCAAGGUGAAUUACUGGAACUCCAACGUGAAUGAAGUCCAGGGGGUGGUGAUAGACCAGGAGGGGAAGGUGGUGCACCGACUGUUUGGGAAGUGGCACGAAGGACUCUACUGCGGGGUGGCCCCCUCGGCAAAGUGCAUCUGGAGACCAGGUUCUCUGCCAACCAACUAUGAGCUCUACUAUGGCUUUACGAGGUUUGCCGUGGAGCUCAACGAGUUGGAUCCAGUCCUGAAGGAGCUCCUUCCUCCCACAGAUGCCCGAUUCCGGCCAGAUCAAAGAUUUUUGGAAGAAGGGAACCUAGAAGCUGCAGCUGCAGAGAAACAAAGAGUUGAGGAACUCCAAAGAUCUCGAAGACGCUACAUGGAGGAAAACAACCUUGAGCACAUACCAAAAUUUUUUAAAAAAGUUAUUGACGCAAAUCAAAGAGAAGCCUGGGUUUCUAACGACACCUACUGGGAACUUCGAAAGGACCCUGGGUUUAGCAAAGUAGACAGCCCUGUUCUUUGGUAAACUGGAGACGUAGAGCUAGCCAAUACACCACACUCGGAAUGAAUAACUAUGCACAAUUAUGUUUCUUAUAGCUACGCGUGGUUUCUGGGUCGACUGAAAACCUCCCAUUUGCUUUUCUAUUCAUCUUUAUAAUGGAUUUUCAAAAGUGCAUUAGACAAGGCUCCUAACCACUUUUGGAUCCUUUCUGUUUUGCUGCAACCAUAUUCCUUAAAACAAACAAACAAAUAAAUAAAUAAAACCCAUGCCCUCCUCGGAAAGCAGACUAAAAGAAGGAGAAUAUAAAAUCCAAAGUCGGGAGAGCUGGAAAAGAAGAUGAGAAACCUGUACUGUGUGCUUCAAGCGGACCAGGAGAGUCUAAAACAAUACACAGACUACACGUUCCGUCUGCUGUCCGAAUGCGUCAUCCCGAAUCCCUAGGAGCUCCUGGGCCAUAGUGGGUUAGUUCAGACUUGAAGUGUGUUCUUUUGAUGUGGUGUGCUUGUUCUCAGCAUCGUCAGAAUAGACGUUGAUGCUUCCCGAAACCCAUCCCAUCUUUACCACAUUGUUCAUGCCUUAAGAAACGCAGAGAUGUACAAUAAACUGUUUUUUAAAUGUGU